Aspergillus terreus NIH2624 is the source of this 2526-nucleotide messenger RNA. RefSeq lists its product as uncharacterized. Lineage: Eukaryota; Fungi; Ascomycota; Eurotiomycetes; Eurotiales; Aspergillaceae. The transcript has 6 exons. The record is from RefSeq and is a predicted model, not a curated record. Gene Ontology annotation, molecular function: protein binding. Bases 1 to 2526 code for a protein of 841 amino acids.
AUGAUCUAUCAGCGUCAUCAGGGACGCGUGUCCGCCCUUGGGGUCGAAGCGCUGAAGGAAUGGGAACUUUACAAGCCUCUUGAAAACUGUGGGUGCUUUGCCUUCCAUGCCUCGUGCUGGAAGCUGCUUCUCCUCCGGCUUGGCUGUGACCAGGCCGGCCACUUCCCAGAUGAGACGGUCAUUGCGGAGUCCGUCUUCCACCUACUUUAUUGCACGCCUUCCCUCUACGGCUCCAGUUUCCAGUUCGGUCACAACUAUGGGGGUGCUGCGCAAACACAUAAACGUUUCGGACAACCAAAGACCGUGGCUUCAGGGUCACGUUUUUGCGCCGACCCGUGUGCAAUUCCUUCCAUGGACGAGUUGGAAAAUUACCGCAAAGAGUCGUCCGCAUGUGCGUCUAGUUCCGCUGGAACUGAUGAUGACCGGCCUGCAGUGCCAUUACCUUGUGGUACGAGGAGAGAGAUUCGGGGGACGCUCGAAACGCCGCAUAUCUUCGAUGGACUCUCGCCCGAGUUGCAAUACGAGAUAUUGUCAUAUCUAUCCUUUGCUGAGCUUCUUAACAUCAGACUCGUAUGCAGAGAUCUUGCUCUAUUUACGGCCCCUGAUAUGCUCCCACAGUCGUACUGGCGGAGUAGGUUCCUCCUCGGCCAGGAGACUGACUUUCUUUUCCCGAAUCUCACAACUACGCGAGACUGGUCUGGCCUCUACCGCGGGACCAGGGCAGCUUUACGAGAUGGACUCCUGCCAUUAAUCAAUCGAAGGAGAAUUCGGCGGCUGCUGGAGCCCAUCGCUGUUCUUGUAGAGAUAAGGACCCAUUUUCAGAAAGGCCCGUCCGGAUCUGCUGCUCAACCCGCGGAAAGCCAAGGUGGCUGUUUUCAACUAAUCGGUGGCAAAAACCUCCCUCGUCUUAUACAAGUAACGGGCUCUUUUUCCGGUCGAACCUCCACUGGUACAGAUACCGCCUUGAGGCAGGGAUGUCGUGUGCUUUACUACAGGACACAGUCUUUCAGCCUCCGGCGCUGGCAGAAUCGACAGCGAAUAGGCAUCUCAUUCGUCAGAAUUGGCUCACGAAGCUUUAUAUCGGGAAUUAGCCUAUUGUCGCCAGGUGAUUGCAGUAUCGCCGGUCGUUGGGUUGGGUAUCACAGUCCAGCAUCUGAGCAGUGGAUAGAGACACCGUCCACCUCCCAAGUAAAGGGUCUUUGUGUGGCUUUCCGUGCGGAAGGGCUUGUGGGAGUCAGGUUUUUAUUCACGCAGUCAGACCCUUCAAGUCCCCUUUUACCCGCUCAAUCUCCUCGGGCCUUUGAGCCGUUGACCAAUAUUGACUUCGGCGGUCCAAGAGGUCUGCUUCUCGGUUCUUUAUCAAGGCUGGCGCUCCACAUGGUAUCCUGUCUGUGCCCAAUCAUCGGAAUAGAGAUAUUCUUCGACGGUAGAUCUGUUUCAACCAAUUACGGACGAACUGCCACUUUCGCUCCCCUUUGCUGUCGGCUCAAUGCAACCGUUGGCCCAAUACCGAUUGUGCCAGCCGAAAACACCAUCACGGGACUUAUUGCUGUUGACCGUUCCGGUAGCUACCAGACCUAUGCAUCGCUCAAGAACGUCCGAAUGAUUCAGGCUUCAACGGGCAUGCAAGGCCGAUCCAGAUCUUCGAACCGCAUAUGCGGGUUGAAGUUCCAGUAUUACAACCACCCAAGCCCCGGAACUGUGGGACAAUGGAUGAAUGAGCUUGACGAGGAUGGUUUUGAACUCUCCCCGGAUGAGGAGGUCCGCUCGUUGACUAUCUGGUUGACAUCAAUGGGAUUCUCUAGACAGACUCCGGGGAGGGAACUGGGUCAGGUCAUUGCCAUACGCAUUGAGACAACGCACUCUCGCAGUGUAACAUUUCGCUCUCCGGACUUUCACACUCUGCCAGCCAGGACUCUGCAACAUCAAUUUCAGAGUGAUGCUGACGAGAAACUUACAGCUAUAUCAUGGAUCAUGGAUGAGUCUUAUGAGUGUGUCCGAGCCGUCACGUCUCCAGACGAAAACGGAAAAAUCCAGUUGUUGAUCCCAGAAAGAGGAGCUCCCUUUGACCAGGUUCGGAAGCUUUACUUUGAGAGGCGGAAUACGAACGGCAGUAGAGAGGGCAUCGUCACAGCCGAGGCAUACAUUCGCGACGAGGCGAUCGUCGGACUUGUAUUCACCUAUGCGUCGGGCGCCAGAACGGGCAUAGGUGAGCUUGAGACGGACACGCAUCAACGGAUUCAGUUCGAGAGGCAUGAGAGGAUCGUUGGCAUGUCAGCUGGGGCCUUGGACCACAGUUUGAUGGAAAUCGGGUUCGAAGUUGGACAGGACGAGCCACGGUACAAGACGCUUGGACUUCCCACCACGUCGCCCGCUGAUGGAGAUCCUUACGAUGGAUAUGACUGGCGAGACGUAUGGCGCAGAGAUGGGUCGUCAGCGGAUUAUCACUCUCUCGCAGGGGGCGGCAGCGUAUACGAUCUACCAAGGAAGUCACUAGUUAUGGCGCAGUGGAUCCAGGAGCGAUGA